AUGGAGGCUCCAGAUGAUGAGUACCAAAAGUGGGCCGCGACGACCUUUGACGCGAGCGACACGGAGGCAAUCCACAGAGGCAAAGCGCUUAGUUGCGUCCUUUGCAACCUUCUGACCAAGACUGUCUUGGAGACGCACCAGCUGAACAAGAAGCGGCCCCUCCACGAAAGAUUUGACCAGGAGCAAACGCAGGAAGUUCUUCUCGACUUAUGUUCUGACCUUGCGGGUCCAAUCUCCAGGCAGAUGGAUGUGAUCCAGGAGGAUGUGAACAUGGUUUGCAGCCGGGUGGUGAGAGAGAACAUCGGAGACAUGAUGGAUGCCGUGUCGCUGGGUGAAGAAGUGCGCCAGUUUUGCGUCGAGCAGAAAUUGUGCGAGUUGACGUUUGGAGGCAUGGAGAAGAUACAAAAGCUGAUGAUGGAGCUGGGCAUGAAGAAGGACGCUGAGCGUGUGUUCUUGUUUAGGCGUGACAGCCUUCGGCCCUUGAUUUGGCCAGGGGAAGGAAGAUCUGUGAGUGCCAGCGCAGAAAGCUUAUCUUGGCUAAGCCAGAUGAGAUUGCUUCUAUGGCUAGAAAACAGGUGUGCGCUGCGCGCUCGAGCAAGCUCGGUAUUGUACAUCGAGUGCAACUUGGCAGCUUGGGUGCUGUCAGGCGGGCAAUGCUGGCACCACAAGCCUUGCCAAUCCGAUCAACUGUGUCUUCAAGGCCCAGGACGGCCACGGCAAAGUUCUCCGCCUUCAGUGAACUUGGGCGUAGCGUGUAUAGGGCGGAAUGCAGGUUGGACAAAUCUUCUGUGCUCGGUAUGUCACGGUCUCUACGUCCAUUUUUUACAGAAUGUACCAGGAGCUGUAACGGGUGUGACGUGA
This is a messenger RNA of Symbiodinium natans, 861 nucleotides long. The record is from the annotation of a GenBank genome assembly. NCBI's taxonomy places the organism in Eukaryota, Dinophyceae, Suessiales, Symbiodiniaceae.